Messenger RNA from Auanema sp. JU1783, 540 nucleotides. The record is from the annotation of a GenBank genome assembly. NCBI's taxonomy places the organism in Eukaryota, Metazoa, Nematoda, Chromadorea, Rhabditida, Rhabditidae.
AUGUUACUACAAGUGUUUGACUUCGACACUGAGAUGGCGAAAUUGUCCAAAACGUGUUUGAGUAGUGAGGAUCAUGAGCAGAUAUGGAACAACACUCUGAAGCAUAAUAUUGUACGCGUUCUCAAUGAGAUUUUGUUUUAUGAAUCGCUGGAGAUGAUAAGCCAGACGGAGAUGAGAGCGACACUAAACUUUGCGCCACCGCGUAGCUGGGAAAAUUACUUCUCUAAAGAGAUUACUGAAAGCGAACUGACGUCGGCGGCAAACAUUGAAGCUUACUAUGAUCUUGUGGAACCGCAGUUCGGAAUCAACCCUCAUAAUAGUUUCUCUUUUGAGAAAAGUAUGAUUCCGGCCAUUGCAUUCUUAGACACUCGUUUCCCUUUUAUUCGUGCUUAUUACAGGCGUAGUUUUGAAGAAAUCCGUGAUGAAGGGUUGAUGAAUAGAGAAGUAGUUGAUCGCAUGAUUCACAAGUUUAAAGAGGUUUUUCAUAAGUUACGCAAAGCAAUGAGUCCAGUAUUCAACAACUAUAGCGGAAAGUGUUAA